Bufo gargarizans (Asiatic toad) is the source of this 6126-nucleotide messenger RNA. It is a transcript of the gene KLF7, whose product is annotated as Kruppel like factor 7. The transcript is spliced from 4 exons. The coding region runs from base 395 to 1285 and encodes 296 amino acids. The record is from RefSeq and is a predicted model, not a curated record. Gene Ontology annotation, molecular function: DNA-binding transcription factor activity, RNA polymerase II-specific; RNA polymerase II cis-regulatory region sequence-specific DNA binding. Lineage: Eukaryota; Metazoa; Chordata; Amphibia; Anura; Bufonidae. Gene Ontology annotation, biological process: regulation of transcription by RNA polymerase II.
GUCUCUUAAGAAGCAAGGGGGGGCUAGGAGAGAGAGAGGAGGAAAAAAUUUAGCCACUUCUUUCCCCCCUUCCUCCUAAAAUAGAGAGCAAAGCUUGCAUCCAUGAGCAGGCGGCAGUGGUACUCCACACAGAGAUGCCAAUUCCAUGUCAGUGAGUUUGCAUCCUCCUUCCUGGUCCCAGCCCUGGAGUGAGCGCAGCCUUGCUGAGGAUUCCUUGCCUCCCGCUGGAUUGGGACUUUUCCUCUCUUUUCUGCCUGUGCUCAGCACCUUCUACUGUUUCCAAUGCUUGGGUUUGAUUGAUCAGCACUUCUUGUGUGGCUGCAGCUUCCCCACUGACUGUCCUGAGCACUCCCAGGAUUAUAGCUAGCCUGCAUUGUCAGCUUCCCUGGCCACCAUGGAUGUUUUGGCUAGUUAUAGCAUAUUCCAGGAGCUGCAGAUUGUGCACGACACGGGCUACUUCUCAGCAAUGCCAUCUUUGGAGGAGAAUUGGCAGCAGACCUGUCUGGAGUUGGAACGGUAUUUGCAGACAGAACCACGGAAGAUGUCAGAGACAUUUGGAGAAGAUUUUGACUCUUUCUUGAACAGCUCCAUUUCUCAAGGUACAGAUGGAUGUGGCCGUAAGCUGGACCCCAUUGUAAUUCCUGUGGACAUCAGUACGUAUGAGAAGCGCCCUAGUAUGGACCUGCUACUUUCCCAAGACAAACUGCUGUCAGAAUCAUGUGUCAGCUUACAGCCUGCCAGUUCCUCUACAGAGUGUUAUACAUCUGUAAAUCAGGCACAGCUUAACGCAGUGACAUCACUAACGCCGCCAUCUUCUCCGGAACUCAGUCGGCAUCUGGUGAAAACACCACAGUCUCUGUCUGCUUUGGAUGGAACCGUCACAUUAAAACUGGUUGCAAAAAAAGCCUCUGUUAGCUCUGGAAAGGCAGCAGAAUCCUCAUCAUCUGCCAUAACAUCAAAGUGCAGCCUAAGUGACAGUGAGCAGGCUGGGAACGCGGGCGAAGCCUCACCUGAAAACAAGAAAAGAGUUCAUAGGUGUCAGUUUAAUGGUUGCAGAAAGGUCUACACAAAGAGCUCACAUUUGAAGGCCCACCAGAGAACGCAUACAGGUGAAAAGCCAUAUAAGUGCUCCUGGGAAGGAUGUGACUGGCGUUUUGCUCGGAGUGAUGAACUUACAAGGCACUACAGGAAACACACAGGGGCAAAGCCAUUUAAAUGCAACCACUGUGACAGGUGCUUUUCCAGGUCUGACCACCUUGCCCUGCAUAUGAAGAGGCAUAUCUAAGGACAUUUUGCAGCAGUAAUGGCUCUUCUACUUUGGGAGGACCAAGGGUAGCAGUGGACACGUCAUUUUGUCUGUGGAAUUGCAGAACAUACAGAACAUUUUUACAUGUAAAACCCUGUACACAAAAAUCCAUAUCAAUUCUUCAUGCACCAUCACAUGCCCCAACAUAUUUGUCUGUCUGUUAUGCCUUACCCUCCAGCCUGACUGAAAGUCUUGCACAGUGGUGGAGAGUUAGAUGAUUGGGAAACAACUGCAUACAAAGUGUUUUGAAGCCUCACUGUGGAAAUGAACAGCAGGAGAACAGUAAUCUUAAGGGCCUCUGAUGAACUCUCCUUACUGAAAGUCAGAAGCUGCUAAGAAGCCACCUACGAGUUGUAUUGUUGUAGCACUAAUAUAAUUUUUCUUAUAAUAUGUAAUUUAAGAAAAAAAAUAUGGAUUUCGAUCUAGGAAACCAAAUCCGAGCCUUUUGGUUCAUAUCUGAAGACUCCUGAUAAGGAAGAGUUCAAGACCUACUUGGAUCCUAUCAAGUGUUCUACACUGGUUGGCCUCAUUAGAGAGCUUUUAAAACCAUUUAGCUCAAUGCCAUAGGCCUUGCUGGUAUUGGACUGGUGGGGAUAGAACAACUAAACCAUUUAUGCGAUUCUUAGAUGUAUUUUCAGAAGGACAUAUGGAUGGAGGAGCACUCAUUCCCAACUAAUUUAUUUUUUACUUUUGUUGGCUGUAGCACAUCUUAUGCACUAGAAACUUACAUAAGCCACUGAUGUUGACUAAAUAUGGAGCUUAUCUGUUGCAUUCAAGCACCCACCACCAUUGUGUGCACUUCCAAAGGUUACAAAACCUUUCAUUAUUAAUUUUUCAAUUGAGUUUUCCACAGGUUUUUUUUUUGCAGAAGCUUUUUCAUAAGCUUUUAGUAAAUGCGCUAUAUGGACAUAUAUCUUGGGAAACUAUUGAAUCUCCAUCUGGACAGUUUUUGCUUGAAUUGGACCAGCGACCUAGACUUGGCUCCUAUCAUCUAAUGAGCGGCAAGCCUUCUCUUUUGAACUUUCCAAACUUUGUGCUUGAUCAUUGACUUCUCCUAACAAUAUAACUAGUUAGAAACUUGAUGUUAUUUCCAGAGCAGCUGCAUUUUGUACUUAAUAUUACCUUUUGAGUGUCAACAACAAAAAGCCAAAUAUAUUAAAUCAUACAACAUUGGGUAAUGAAGGACACUUUAAGCAAGUUAAUUUUGCCCUACUGACUCAUAAAGCAGAUACUUUCUUGUUUACAGAGGUCAUUGACUGGACACUCAACUAUAAUUUUUGUGUGUCAAAAGGGUAAACAUUGAUAGCAUUAAGCCAGGGUAUUGGUAAUUUUUCCACAGGGUUGUUUCAGAUAUUGCAGAGUACAGAUCUUUUAUGACUGUUUCUUGGUAAAAUAAUAAACUAAACUUUUCCCAUUAGUGCAUAGUCAACAGAGUAUAUAUGUACAUACUACUCAAGUCAGUUGCCACUGGUCUUUGCUCCAAAGACUACCAAUCAGACCAUAUCUAGUGGUCAAUUCAAGUACCGUAGGUGUGGGUUGUAUAUUUUGUAUAUUCUGGGACCACCCCUAAGCAGCUAGUAAAAUUGCACAUUUGGUCCCGAUUUGUCCACAUAAACGCAGCUCUUUUACCCCCCAGCCGGCUGGCAUCUUUUUAACUUGUUUUGACUCCUUGACUGUUAAGCAAAAAAAAAAAGUAAAAAAAAAAUCAAAAGCAAAAUGUGUUAUAAUUUUUUUUUAAAUAAUAGAAAAAGACCUUAAAAAUCUGAAUCUUAAAACUGAAAGGAAUAGAUUAAUAAAUAGAUUAAUCUAUAAUGACACUUAAGGCUUGAGCCUAAAGAUGCCAGUGAGUCAAAUAUUUCCGUUGAUCAACACCUUUGGUUUCUAAAUGAUUUUUAAACUUCUCUGAACAAUGAGAUUUGGACCCUGCAUAAAAAUUCCCUUAACCCUCAAAUACUUAUGAAUUUUCAUUAUUGCAUUGAUUUUAGUAAAGGAGUAAGAUAUUUAUUAUGACCUGAGACAAAAACAUAAGAUUAUAGGUGUUCCUAAGAAUCUGAUGGAGCAAGAAGGAGUAAAAAAAGGUUUGAUUCCAAAGAUUUAAAAAUCGAAAUGUACUUAACUAUACCUGAAGCACUGCUUGUUGACAAUCCUUGUAGUCCUCUGCUUCUGCAUACUAGAUAUACAUAUUUUAUUGUGGCCAUUCUGAUGGAUUUUUAAUGUUGUGGUAAAACCAAGGAACCAUUGACACACACAGUGUAACAUAAAAUAUGACCUUAUUACUGCAUAGCGCAUUUCAGGAGGCACCGUCAUUGUACAUAUUUCUAACACAGAUGGUUGACUGAGGAACAUGUAAAGUAGAGGAAAUAACUUCCCACCAGCUCAACAUACCUUUGGGUAUGCACAUUUUUGGAAUGUGGAAAAUAACUUAUCUUUUAAUGCCAUUACUGCAACUUGUAUGUGGGGGUCUGUUUCAUGCUCUUUUUUAGGGUAAGAUUAUACAGAUCAGUAUUGACCCCAAUGUUUGUGUGUUAGGUUUUAUCAAAUCCUUGAGAUUUCUUUGUUCAAUCUUAAGGCUAACCAACUAUAUUUACUAAGAGAAUUGACAUCUGAGUAAGUAGUAAUGUUAGUUGCAGUUGAAAACCUGAUGAUGCACAAAUUUGAUGCUAUUCUAUGCUCUAUUUGGUCUUAUGGAGUUCACCAUCUAGAAUUUCACUGUGUUUGGACAGCUAUGAAUGUUAUUUUGCCAUAUAAGUUUGACAUUUUUAACCUAUAGUUCAAAGUUUCAGGUUAGUGUAGUAAUUCUGAAUAUCGUUUGUAAAGUUUAACUGCAAAAGUAUUGCUGCAUGCAAAACACAUAAGUAACGCAAAUCUAUUGUUAAAGAAGACCACCUUUGGCCAAGAAGGGAUGUUUGGAUUUUCAUCUUUUAUGUAGUUAUUGUCCUUUUUUUGCCAGAAAGAUUGCCUUUCUUGUCCAUGGUUUGUACUAGUAUGGCAUCUUGUUCUUGUGAAUUGGGAAUAACUGCAAUACUAGACACAACUCAUUGUUUUUGUUAAAACAGACAUUUCAACCGAGGCAACUCUUUUUACGUUCCUUGUUAAUUAUACAAUGUAGCAGAAAUUCUCUGUUUAUAUUUAUAUCACUUAAGAGUCUAUUGACACUGUAUGUGCAGUGUACAUUGGAGGUAUACAUUGGAAGGAUUUCCCAAUAUAUACCUCAGACGAAUGUCAGGCAUAUGUGUCGGUAUAGCCAGACAGUGGUAUAAUGUACAUCGCCAAUAGACACCCAUGUUAUGCAUACAUCCUUUUUGUGGGAUGCCUAUAUAUGCAAUAGUGCAAUAAACUGCUCUAUUCCAUACUGCUGAAGAAAUAUAUACUGACCUAUACCAGCUGACAAAGGUAGCGUCUGUUGGGCAAGUGGGGACCUAUGGAUACAUUUGAUACGUGCCAGGAAAGCCCCUGUCACAUAUAUUCUGCAAACACAGUGUGAAAUCAGCUUCUUAGUGACACCUUCUUUAUUACUAUCUAUUAUUACUUUAUUAUUACUGGUUAUAAGACAAUCAAGGACUUAAAGAGAACAGGGGAAAGCAUGACGUUGAGGAGGAAAGUGCCAGCCUCCUUGAUUUGGAACAGCUAAUUUGCAGACAAUGGGAACAAGGAUUAAAGUUGAUUUUCUGCAGAUUUACAAGACAGAAAAAGGGAACAAAAGUCACUUCUGGGGCACCAUGAUGUGGAUAGUAUGUACUGUAUGACAUACAUCUCCAUGAUUUAUUACAGCUGCUUGUACCCUAUGCAGCUAUAUGUGUGUUUGGAGGGGGAUCUAUUAUUAGUGGUAUAGAUGAGUGUUGGACCUGUUUUCCUACAGCUAUACAUAUUUCUGGAUUUAUAGCUGUAGGGUAUAGGUAAAAGAAAACCCAAAAUUUAUUCAAUUGACUAUUGGGAGACAUAUCAUGAAAUUAGGGUAAAACUGAAUAAGAAAAUUUGAAGAUCCUUAGUAAUUAGAGAUGAUUUUAGCUAUUACCUGAAAUGUGUUUUCCCUGUUAUCUUGGUUAGAUGUUCUGAGGUAGACCAUCCAUAACGAAAGUCUCCGUUUUUGAUUUACAAUAAUUUUAUGGACAGUUCUGUCAUGUCAUAAUGGGACACCAUCUGUGAGCUAUAUUAAAAAUGACUAUGUCAGUACAUCAAGGCCUUUUUGACUAUGCCUAGUGUAUGCUGUGUUGGGCAUCAUGACUUACUUUAUAGCUAGAGUGAAAUGAAUUUGAACAAAAUGAUUGGUUCAUUAUGGCGUAGUUCAAACACCUCAAUAUCAUCUUUAAUAUUUAUUAUGUGUUUUCUUGGCUGCUUUAUGGAUAUGUGCAGCAGAUUGCAAAAAGCAUCCUUUCUAGAAUGUGAAAUAGCAUCCAUGGGAAAUGUUUCAUGACGCGUGGGAUAGCUGAUGCUCUUCUCAUCGGUGUAGCUUUUUAUAAACACUAUUUUCUUAUACAUUUCAAUCUAUGUUCUUUAUGUGGACCCCAGAAUGAUUAGAAUGCUCCCAUUAAUUUAGAUGCCAUAAUAAUUUCAAUUUGAAGAAUACUUAUUGAAUUUAUUGCAGAAGUAGUGACUAUUUAUGGCAGGGGACUGAAAUCUAAAGUAUUUCUUCUAUUGCAAUCUGCAAGAUUUAUGUAUAUAGGCGUUAAUAUUGUUUGAUGCAUUUCAUGUCUAUACUAAUGUAGAGAAUUAAAGGGCGUCUGUCAGCAGAUUUGUACCUAUGACACUGGCUGACCUGUUACAUGUGCACUUGGCAUCUGAAGGUAUCUGUGUUGGUCCCAUGUUCAUAUGUGUCCGCA